This is a messenger RNA of Arabidopsis thaliana (thale cress), 1142 nucleotides long. It is a transcript of the gene MRD1, whose product is annotated as mto 1 responding down 1. The record is from RefSeq and is marked reviewed. The coding region runs from base 351 to 713 and encodes 120 amino acids. The transcript has a single exon. NCBI's taxonomy places the organism in Eukaryota, Viridiplantae, Streptophyta, Magnoliopsida, Brassicales, Brassicaceae.
AAGCUAAGACUUCCUUUUUUUGGUUCAUUUAAACAAAAACAACAUCUUAAGUAAAAUACAACAACAAAAACACAAACUAAACAAAAAACCCUAGUUCUCUCUCUCUAGUUAGCCGCCGCAAACCAGAUCAAAUCUUCAAACGCCGUUUUGCCUCUUUGGUGGUCGGUUUCGGCCGGCACCGUGAGAGGGCCUCUCUUCUCUUUUUAGUUUUUUUUUUCCUUUGUGUCGAUUUUUUUUAGCCGGCGGCGGCUCCUCCUUCUUUGUGGCUUAAUCAAAGAGUUUUAAGUCGACGGCGAGCGGAGAUAGUUCUCUCAGAUGGAGGUUCGUUGGUAGAUCUACAAUGGGGAACUAUGACUCUCGACGACGGCAGCAGAUCUGGUGGAUUUCUUCGUCAGUCUCUUCGCGGAGGUACCUCUCCUCCGAUGAACCUCCUUGGUAGUGGUGGCUCAGUGUUAAGAAGGUACAGAGGUAGGCGGAUCGUGGUUUUCGAGCUUGGUUGUGAAGAUCCUAUCGAUCCCGGGCAGAUUUACAUGAUUCAAGGCGUAUUAGCUAUGCUGCCGUCAACGACUCCUGAUGGAGAAUUAAUGAGAAAUGGGGGAGAAAAGAAAACCAUUUGGAUUGUAGAAGAAGAAGGAAAGCUCUCCAAUAAAGCCUCGACUUCAAGAAAUUUUUGUCUCAGCCCGGUUGAUCCGGUUGAGUAUCAGUCGGAUUAGUAUGUCCGUUUUAGGCUUAGGACCGAAAUAGUGAAAGCAGAGGAGUCAAAACCCUUCUGAAGUUGCGCUUUUGGCGUAGAUGCUAUUAGGACAUGUUCUACACUCGGAUCAUGAGGGACUAAUAGCUUGGAAUUGGAUUGGAUCUCAGGAUAGGAUUUGAUUUUCUUUGUGCUAGAAAUGUUUUCGUGUCAUUGGGUGAAUUUUGGUGGUUUAAAAGAUGAUUUCACUUAGAGUCGUGGUGUAAUUCAUCUCGUUGUGGUUGGAAAAAUACAGUGAAUUUCGGUUGGGUAGCGUUGAAUCCAUCAUAGUGUUUCAAGGUGAUAAUAGACUGAUUCAUUGUAUUUGGUUAAAAUAUGUUUUGGUCGAAUGACUUGUACCUUUGAAUUGGUUAGUGGAAAGUUGAUGUUGAGCCAAAAAAAAAAAAAAAAA